GACACAGGUGCUACACAAACACAAUGAUUGACCUGCAAUCACUCAUAUCUUUGGAUUCUUUUCUCACACAAACACAAAUACACUCACUUUUUUUCUGUGCAUAAGACACAGUGUCCACUCAUUUUUUGCUCUCUCACCAAGUAACUCACACACGCAAUUCUCCUCUAGUCUUGCUAACCAACUCACACUCACAGCACACCACACAUACCGGUCGUAUUGGAGUUGGCGGCUCUUUUGUAUAUGGCACUUGUGGAUGUACAGGUCUCUGUACGCGUUUUCAAACAGAGUUUUGGAGCUCUCUGUUUUUAGCCAAAAUUAAACAAGUCUUUGAGAUAAGUUUGCAGAGUUCUCUUAGCAUCGAGAAUCCCUUAAAGCAUUCAUUCCAGAUAGUACUCUUGUUGAUUCAAGAAAAGCAUAUUUUGUCUCCUCUUCAAACGUAAGUUGCUCGGAAUCGGCUGCAGGUAUCCAACGCGGAUGCAAUCCGAGGGUCGGAUUCAAAAAAAUCUAGAUUUUAAGACUCAGGGGUACGGGUCCAAGUAUGGAUACGGGUGCUUGGAUUCGGCUAAAAAGUCCAAAAUUAUAAAAUCGAGCUAUAAAGCUAUUCUAAAUUUUUAAAUAUCUUCUAGGUCGCCUUCCCCAAUUACCCAACUUCUUCUUUCAAGCUGUCUAGUUCUUCCCCUCAAAAAAAAAAAAAAAAAAAAAAGAAAGAAGAGAAAUGUCAUUCAAGGCCUUCCUCCAACUCUCCUUACAAAUCAAAGCUACUGUCUACCAAAAAUCUGAACACAACCGCUUGAAUUCUUAGUUUCUCUUUGUUUGACCCAAAACAUGAAGCAACACAUAUUGAUCAAGAGGAUAAGCUAAAAAGGAGACAAAAGGACUAUAAUAUUGAAGUUAUGUCAUUUCUCAUGUCUUAGAUCCAUUUUAUCUUUUAUUUUGUGAAAUCAAAAUCCUUUUCUCAUGAAUGGGACUCGAGUCGAUUACCUUUGUAACAAGUUGGGCGUGAUUAAUAUCUGUGCUCCAACUUGAGGGGGAGCGUCACAAAAUAUAAUAUAGACAUCAUUCUUUGUGAUGUACAUAGGUUUAAUUAGCUAGCAGAUUUGUAGGAAUUUAGGGGGUGAAGUGGGUAAUCUGCCUGCCAUUUACCUUGGUUUGCCUCUGGGAGCAAAGUCCAAGUCUAAGGAAAUUUGGAAUGGGGUGAUUGAGAAAUGUGAGAAGAAGUUAGCAAGAUGGAAAUCCCAAUAUCUUUCUGUGGGUGAUGACUCUGAUUAAUUCUGUGCUUGAUGCACUUCCAACAUAUAUGAUGUCCUUAUUUCCUGUACCAACAGGAAUCAUCAAUAGAUUGGAUAGCAUCAGGAGGAAAUUUCUAUGGCAAGGGAACAAAGAAAAGAAGGGCUACCAUUUAGUCAAAUGGAAGGCAAUGACCAUUGAGAAGAGAACUGGUGGUUUGGGGAUCAAGAACUUGAAGAACCAAAGUAAAGCUCUCAGAAUGAAACGGAUUUGGAAGUAUGCUAAUGAAAAUCAGAACCUAUGGGGUAAUGUCAUCAAGAACAAAUAUGAGGAAGAUGAUAACUGGAUGACAAAGGAAGUCACUACUCCUUAUGGUGUCAGCUUAUGGAAGUCAAUCAGAAUGUUAUGGAAUCCCUCUUUAUUUUGUUUACUAUGUUAGCACCUAAUGUAUUGUAUUUAUAUCUUGCUUACAUGUUGAAAUAAGAUCGACUUCCAUUCAAUUGCACAUUUAAACAUGAGAGAUUCAUAUGUCCAACUAGCACUACAUUUAAACAGCUACGGACUAAUGACUAGAACAAACUUGCCAAUUCAAUCGACUUUAAGCCUAUAGGCAGUUCAAGUUCAUCACGGAUUCUAUUAGUCUCCAACUUUUGAGAGAAGAGGGCCGGGAUGUCUUGGGAGCGUUUGCAACAAAUUUUUGAUGUUAUAACCUCCCCUAAAAUUUUGAUAGAUGAAGUCCAGCUUUUUACAUUGGAACGGGGAUUCCACGAUAUUUUCAUCAGCUUGCAGAGCUUCACAGAUGAACCUAACAUGCGAGAUGUCACUCCGAAAAUCCAAACUCUUUUUAAAGAUGAUGCAUUUAACCUUUCUUCAUUGUACCUAACUGAGCCCUUCGAUCUCUUUGCCACUGAGCUGCAAAAUAAGAUUUUGUUGAUCAAGAGGGAAAUUAGAGCCAAAUACUCCUUUCCUAAAAUAUCAUUACCACUUCCAGCCAAGUUUGUUGGGGAUAUCCUCCCAUAUGUGCUAGAGAAUAUUGGUGGUCUAAAGAAGAUUCAUGAUCCAUAUUCACCACUUUAUGUUCCCAAAACAGUAUUGGAACAAAUAGAAGGAGUUUCAAAGGAAUUGAAAUCGCUGCAAAAUUUUGUCUGCUUUGUUUCAGAGAGGUUCAUAGAGCUUCAGAGCCAACAUCAUGUUAAUUUCUUUCUUCAUGUUUUAGCUGUGUCUGGCCACGCAUCAACACUUAUCUGGUUGUAUCUACCAGACUUUACUCCAGAGCAAAUGAAUGUUAUGCUUUCUGAUUUCUUGCGAAUGAGGAUUAAGCCCAUUCGACCAUGCAUUCGCAAGAUCUAUGUUGAUGUCAUUCAAUCUUUAAAGUCUACUGUACAAUCAGGAUGGUAUACCAACAUCCAAAAUGAGCAUGCAAUUGACAGUGAAGGGAGCUUUUUGGAGACUAUCCUACACAAUUUGGUGGAGGUGCAUGCUAAUAGCAACUCUACUCAGAGAGUUGCUUUGAGGGAUCAGUUGGAAACCCUUCAAAAGAUGCUCAACUUUUUGAGAUCCAAUAUCUUCCGUGUGCCAACAGAAGAUCUUGAAUUUCUUCUUCGAGAUAUAGAGAUUGCGAUUAUUGAUGUUGGACUUCUGGUUUAUUCGUUGUAUGAAGAUGAGGAGAAGGAAAACAUGACACUGGGAGAAGUGCACCUAGCACAAGUUCUUGAUUUUUUGGGCAAAAUUCAACGUCUAAGCAUAGCGAUCUACGUCACUAUUCGGAAGGCGUUUCAAUCUAAUUUGCCAAGGAUUCAUGGACUAGGCUAUGUUGAUUGCCUUUUAAACAACCUGAAGGAGUUCCAAAGCUGCCAUUCAGAUUCACUAGCUUCUUUCAUGGACGAACUUCAAUUAAUUCAGAAGGAAUUUGAGAGCUUGCAACCUUUUCUAGAGGCUGUUUCAGAAGAGCGACACAAUGACCUCGACAAAAUUCAACAUUGUGUGACACAAUUGAUUGGCAAAGCACGUGAAGUAGAAUACAUAGUUGAUGCUUGUAUAAACGAGGAAGCUCCUGUCUGGUGCCUCAAGCAAUGGAUCUUGCAUAUCAUGGAGGAGAUUACGGUUAUCAGAGCAGAGGUAGCUGUAAUUCGUGAAAAGAAAAUGGAUUUGGAUGCAUUGAACACUGUCCCAGCUCAGACGUCAAAUUUGGCAAGGUUUCCAAUGAUGAAUGAAGAAAUUGUUGGUUUUGAGGAUGUCAUAGAAAAUUUAAGGGAUCAACUAAUAAAAGGCACCAAAGGACGAGAUGUUAUCUCGGUUGUUGGUAUGCCUGGUCUAGGCAAGACGACUUUGGCCUACAGACUCUACUAUGACAGGUUAAUCACUUCUCACUUUGACAUUCGUGCACAGUGUUGUGUGUCUCAAGUAUAUUCACGUAAGGACUUGCUAGUUGCAAUUUUACGUGAUGCUGUCAAUGUGGACUCUGGCUGUAGAGAAAAACAAGCUGAUGAAUUAGCUGAUCAGCUUCGCAAAACUUUAUUUUCCAAAAGAUAUCUGAUCCUUCUUGAUGAUGUGUGGGAAACUAGUGUGUGGGAUGACCUAAUAGGUUGUUUCCAAGAUGUAAAUAAUGGAAGUCGAGUUAUUCUAACAACAAGAAAUCAUGAAGUUGCCACAUACGCCAGAUUUCAAAGUGAUCCCCAUCCGCUUCGUAUGUUUAACAAUGACGAAAGUUGGGAGUUACUGAGAAAAAAAGUGUUUGGUGAAGAAAGCUGCCCUCUGCUGCUAAACAAUAUCGGGCAACAAAUAGCAAUGAAGUGUGGUCAAUUGCCUCUUUCAGUUGCUUUGGUGGCUGGUAUUCUAGCUGAGAUGGAGAAGAAAGUAGAAUGUUGGGAACAAUUGGCCAACAAUUUAGGUCCCCACAUUCAAAAAGACUCUAGGUCCGUUAUAGAACAAAGUUAUCAGAUUUUACCCUAUCAUCUGAGAUCUUGUUUUCUUUACUUUGGAGCAUUUUUAGAGGACAAUGUUAUUGAUGUUUCAAAGUUAACAUGGUUGUGGAUCUCGGAAGGAUUUAUUAGAAGUUGUGAAGGCAAGAGCUUGGAGGAUAUAGCAGAAGGCUAUUUGGAAAAUCUUAUUGGAAGAAAUCUAGUGAUGGGAACUAAGAGGAGUCCUCAAGGUAAGAUCAAAGCAUGUCGCAUUCAUGACCUAUUGCAUGAUUUCUGCAAGGAGAGAGCAAAGGAAGAGAUGCGUAUCCUGUGGCUAAGAUGGGAUCAAAAUGUCAAUCCUUCUUCCCGCCUUUCUGGUCACAAGCAACUAGCUCAUCGCUUGUGCAUUGAUGGUGAAGGGGAUCCUGGAAAUUGGAGCUCGUGCUUGUCACAUGUUUUCUCUAUAAUUUUGCAUAACAACCGCCUUUCCAUUGGCCACGAUUCCCACAUUUUCCACAACUUAAAGUUUAUAAAAGUGUUAGAUUUGGAGUCCACUAGAAUUAGUUUAUUCUCCUUUAAUCUAGUUUACCUGAGGUACUUUGCUGCUGAAACAUCUGACUUCUCAAUCAUAACCGAUUGUUGGAAACUUGAAACUUUGAAAUUAAAAACUUUAGGAGAAACAAUGUCACUACCCAUUACGCUCUGGAAGAUGGAUAAAUUGAGACAUCUGCAUAUUUCCAAUUGCAGCUUUGCCAGAGAAUUUGCACUAGACUUAAUUGAGAACUCCAAAAAACUUCAUGAUCUGAAAACUCUUUCCACUCCAUAUUUUUCUUCCUGCCAGGAAGCGGAAUUUAUUUUGAGAAAAACACCAAAUCUUCGGGAACUGAGAUGCAAAGUCAAGGGUGUUUACCACUUUCAGGACUAUGUAUUGAAUUUUCCAGCACGGAUUGAAACACUGAAGAUUCAUGUUAGCUACACAGCUUAUCCAGCACAGAUUGAAAUACUGAAGCUUCAAAACAGCUACACACCAGCAAUCCCCUUUCGCAUCUCCGCUCCAAAUCUCAAAAACUUGACACUGAAGGACUUUUACCUGCAUCCUCAACACUUAUCAGAAAUUGCUUCUCUUCAGAACCUUCAAGUGCUCAAACUGAAAGACAUUUACUUUGAAGGUUGUAAGUGGGAAGUGCGUGAUGGUGAGUUCCAUGAGCUCAGAAUCUUGAAAUUACAUGCUGGACAAGUUCACUUUGAAGAAUGGACUGUCGUGGAUGAUGCCUUCCCUAACCUUGAGCGCUUGGUUUUGAGAGAUUGCAAAUUUCUUAAGGAGAUCCCUUCUUGUUUCGAAGACAUCCCUUCUCUGAAGUCCAUUGAGGUAAGAAAUUGCAACGAAAAUGUUGACAAGUCAGCGAGGGAUAUCAGGGAAACACAAGUUGAAGAUUAUCAGAAUUCCGAGUUUGAGGUCUUUAUCCACUAGAGAGAACAGAAUUCACAUUCAGGUGUGCUGUGGAUUUAGUUGAGGUAUGUGAAAGCUGGCCUGGACACCACAAUUUUUUUUUUUUUCAAAAAAGAGUUGAUAUGUAUAUGGAUUAGAGGAAGAUGUCACACCUUCUGGUGUCUUUGCAAGAAGCUUAUAUUCUGCAAGAACACAGGUGCCUGGAUUUGCUACACUUGAGCCGAGGGUCUUCCGGAAACAACCUCUCUAUCUCUUUGAGGUAGUGCUGUGCAGCCUAAGCAUAGAGUCAUCAUGUGGUUGUACACUGCCUUCUAUGUGCAACUCAGGCGUUAGAAAAUGCAUAACAUUUAUUCACUGAUUGCCUAUGGGUUCGAGAAGUUAGAGAAACUCUUAUGAUCUGGGGCGGGUUAAAUAUACAGUCUGAGAAUGUCCAGAUGGUAAUGAGCAGCAUCAAGAGGAAGCACUGGCCACAAUUCAAGACGAAGGUGGCAGCUGCGAUGCCAUUUGGAGUGCCAUGAUAUAACAAAUCUGGAAAGCCAGGAAUUGAAAAUUGAUAAGAGGAAUACAUGUAGUAAAGAGACAGUAUAGUAACACAGAUAAAGACGGAUUUGGUAGAGACAAUUAGAUCGCUGAAAAUGUCUAGAAGGAUACGUAGAGGUAGUGGUAUAUUGCUACAAGUACUGUGUAAUUAGUAUGAUCAGGGCCUGGUUUUCAUAAACGCCCUUCCUAGAAGGUGAUUUCUUGGAA
This is a messenger RNA of Capsicum annuum, 6324 nucleotides long. Its product is annotated as putative late blight resistance protein homolog R1B-23. Gene Ontology annotation, biological process: defense response to other organism. Gene Ontology annotation, molecular function: ADP binding. The transcript has 8 exons. NCBI's taxonomy places the organism in Eukaryota, Viridiplantae, Streptophyta, Magnoliopsida, Solanales, Solanaceae. The record is from RefSeq and is a predicted model, not a curated record. The coding region runs from base 1897 to 5598 and encodes 1233 amino acids.